Messenger RNA from Cooperia oncophora, 438 nucleotides. NCBI's taxonomy places the organism in Eukaryota, Metazoa, Nematoda, Chromadorea, Rhabditida, Trichostrongylidae. The record is from the annotation of a GenBank genome assembly.
AUGCGGCUACUGGCCGAUUGUGUACAGGAAGACACGAAAAUAGUGACAGCUUUCCACUUCGUUGGCGUUUUCAAAGGACGGCAUUUCGAAUCGUACAUUGAGAACCUCGGACACGAUGCUUGGAUGAUAUCGAUGCUUUCGAGUGGGCAGACCUCUCGCGUGCUGCAGGUGGCUGACCGUCUCUCUCGAAUUCCCAUGGUUCCACCUAUUGAGAGUCUUAAACAAAUAGGGAUGAUCUUAGCAGAUGGCGAGGAGCAGAACCGAAUAGUCUUAGAGAGAUACCUAUUGUCGGCACGAGGUCGGUUGCACUCAGAUCUUAUUUCGUCCUAUUUGUCUUUGUUGGAGGUGGACGAAGAGGUCGCACGUCUUGGAGCUAUUCGAGCGCUCUCGAUUCUUGGUGUGAGUCAAUUCUCUCCUUAUUUUUUGCUUCAUUCAUAG